Hevea brasiliensis (rubber tree) is the source of this 826-nucleotide messenger RNA. Its product is annotated as 40S ribosomal protein S13. Gene Ontology annotation, molecular function: small ribosomal subunit rRNA binding; structural constituent of ribosome. NCBI's taxonomy places the organism in Eukaryota, Viridiplantae, Streptophyta, Magnoliopsida, Malpighiales, Euphorbiaceae. Bases 133 to 588 code for a protein of 151 amino acids. Gene Ontology annotation, biological process: translation. Gene Ontology annotation, cellular component: cytosolic small ribosomal subunit; nucleolus; ribosome. The transcript is spliced from 5 exons. The record is from RefSeq and is a predicted model, not a curated record.
UUACCAUGCCACUCCAAAUAAAUAAAUAAAAGGAAUAUAAAUGUAUAAAAUCCCUUCUUCUGUUCCUGGCCUAGGGUUUGAAGGAGCAAGCUAAGCUGCUAAAGGAAGCGUAAAUAUCCUCAGUCCGCCACCAUGGGUCGCAUGCACAGUCGAGGUAAGGGUAUCUCGGCAUCUGCUUUGCCUUACAAGAGGACACCUCCCAGUUGGCUCAAGAUUUCAUCUCAGGAUGUGGAGGAUAACAUCUGCAAGAUCGCUAAGAAAGGCUUGACGCCAUCUCAAAUUGGUGUCAUCCUUCGUGAUUCUCAUGGGAUUGCUCAAGUGAAAAGUGUUACUGGGAGCAAGAUUUUGCGGAUAUUAAAGGCGCAUGGGCUUGCUCCUGAAAUACCUGAAGAUUUGUACCACCUCAUCAAGAAAGCAGUUGCAAUUAGGAAACAUCUGGAGAGGAACAGAAAGGAUAAAGAUUCCAAAUUUAGGUUGAUUUUGGUUGAGAGCAGGAUCCAUCGCUUAGCUCGCUAUUACAAGAAGACUAAGAAGCUUCCACCAGUAUGGAAAUAUGAAUCAACCACCGCCAGCACCCUUGUGGCAUAGUGAAGAUAUAUUUGGAGUACAGCUCUUCCAUGAACUUUCUCUUGGAUAAGCUGAUCUCAGUUUUUUGAUGUUGGUGCGGGAAUUUCAUGUUUUAGAUUGAUCUAUCUUUUGGCAGUCUCUGUUUUAACGUCCCAAACUAUAAGUUGUCUUUAUAAUUUUUCAUUGAUUAGCUUGAGACUCAUAUGUUGCAAUUUUUUGGUUAUUUACUUUAAUGAUUUUAAAUUGCUGUGAUUAUUAA